CUCGUCCCUCUAAUGCUAAGCAGAGUGGCUACUGAUGGGGUUUUAUUGGAUGGGAGGGUCUGUACUGGAUGUUUACACUGGAUCAUCCCUCACUUCAGAGAGCCGUGAACUUUCACUGCAUUUAGCCUCUAUCCCAUAUGUUCCUCUGCUGGCCCUAAUGAGGUGAGACUGCAGUACAGAAGGCUCCAGCAUCCUCCUCCUCUGCAGGAGACAGCCAAUGUUGUGAUGGCGACUCAGAAACUGGAGAGGCAAUUUCAGAGCGUCCAGCGCAACAUCGAGUUCUUAAGAAAAGAGCAAUUGGAAUUAUUGCAUGGCCUUAACUUGGAGAUUCUCCACCUUCAGAAACGUUGUACUGAGCUGACCCAAGAACUACAAUCAAAGCACGUUGAACUUGCCCAGCAAGGUCAGUUUGAGCAGGAGAUGGAAGAAAAAUGCAGAAUAAUAGAAGCUAAAUACAAUGAAAAGGAGCAACUGAACUCGGCACUGAAACUGGAGCUCUGUCACCGUGAGAAACGAGUGGCAACCCUGAGAUCCAAGCUAAGAGACAAAGAAAGGAGGUUCCUGGAUGAGCUAAAAAGGAGGAGUCACAGAGUGACCAUCUUAAAUACAGAACUGCAAAAGCAGACAGAGUCUGCGGCCUACUUAUCCUUCCAGCUGCACAUUACCAAACAAAAACUGCACAGCCCACAGCAUUCUUGUCAUGAGGCCUACAGACCUCCCGAUUUCACAGUACCUAGACAACCUCAUCAUGAAGGAAAAGUGAAACGAAGAACUCAUAAAAACCACAGUGCUUGGAGGCAGACUUCAGAGAAUCCUUCAGGCAAGGAUCUUUGUAGAGACACCUGUCUAAGAGAGAGGAUGAGCAGCUUUGAUGAUGUGGAAGCCAUGCCAGACCCUGCACUAUUUUUAUACCCAAAAAGGUAUAUGCAUAGUCAAAGACAGAAAUCAGAACCAAAGUCACACAGCCUCAAAAAAACUGGUUCAGGGCAUGCUGAUGGGGUUGUUGAACUUAGCACUCAAUGGCCUGAUAAGCUUUUAAAAGAAAAUGAUGAUACAUCAUCUACAAUUCCAGUUGUCAAAGCCAAGCUACCAAAAAGUGAAAGAGGAAAGCGUCGGGUUGUGCCCCGGCAAAAUUCUAGAGAUUCAGAGUAACACAAAAGAAAACAACAUAAACUACUACUUGUUCUGAGUAGAGCACUGGAAAACGCACUAGUUAAAGUGAUGCUGAAAGACAAAAUAAAUACCUGUCACUUCUGAUAACCCCACUUUUAUAAUCCCUGUCCGCUCAAUUUAAUUAGAUUAGUGUCUUCCUAGUUUUGUUGUGUUUCUUCUGCAUUGAAAAAUAGAAAAUAUAUAUUCUGCCUAUGAAAAGCAAUCUUCUUCAGAUAUUUAUCUUUUUUUUUUAAUUAAGUCUAUUUUUCUUAAGCUCUCAGUAGUCUCACUCGUGCUGAGAUUAUUGUAUCACCCUGCAUGUAAUGCAGACCACCUAAUGGCAGAGUAUAUUGACCUUGCAGAUCAUUUAUAAAUAUACUUUUAUGCUUAUGCAAAUGGAAAAAAGACUGACCAGUAUCCUAUGCAGUUCAUUGCGCCUCACCCAGUGUGGCACUGUCGCUGUUGUAAUUACAUACAGCUUCAAAACAAAUUAUUUUAAGUCAAUGUAGUUGUCACUGUAAUCAUUUUUGCUGCUGCUAAAAUAUUCUGAAAAUGGCACAGCAGUGGCGCAACAAAUAGGAGAAAAAGCCUGUUUAAUGAGUCCCAAAAAUAAAGGUGUCCGUGGAGAGAAUUUUGGACAAUACACAAGCAACAAUUGUAGAAAAUUAGCAGUUUGCAGGAUGUGUGGCGCUGGUGCGAACUACUGAGCAAUUGUUUAUGUGGACAAUAAUUAUUUGUUUUUUAGUAGAGUCAGAAGAAGCCAGAGAUUGUGUUUAUUUCCAUCAUGCAACAGCAGUAAUAUUUAUGAGAAUGAUACUCGAGAUUGCACAAAUGUACAAGGAUGAACUGGUUUCUCAGUUGCAAUAUCUGCUUUUUAUCAAUAGAAAGCAUUUUUCAAUCCAUACCAAAGUAAUAUAUGCAUUAGAAUUAUCUGCAGCAAAUGUAUUUCCAUUAUUAUCACUAAUUACACUUUUUUAAGACUAAAACUAUGUAUGAAGAAUAAUACAAUGCAGUCAGUAUUAGGCUUAGAAACUCAGAUACUCAAUAUUUUAACCAGUACAUAAGCUCUGUAAAUGCUCAUUUGUAUAUUAUAGCUUAAUCAAAUCUUCCUUAUAAUGAGAAAUACAUAUAUUUUAUAGUUCUGUCUUCUAUAAAGGUCCUUAUUAAAAUACGGUCCUGCCCUCA
Bombina bombina (fire-bellied toad) is the source of this 2337-nucleotide messenger RNA. RefSeq names its product coiled-coil domain-containing protein 92. The transcript has 4 exons. NCBI's taxonomy places the organism in Eukaryota, Metazoa, Chordata, Amphibia, Anura, Bombinatoridae. The coding region runs from base 226 to 1152 and encodes 308 amino acids. The record is from RefSeq and is a predicted model, not a curated record.